ACUGCUUGAUCCUGGGAGGGGAGGAGCCAGUUGUUGAUUCCACGCUGCAAGGAGAAGGCGCACAGAGAGGAGUGAGCCAUAGCAUAGGCUCCAUCCGGCCACCGCUUCAACUUCUACAUGUGAUUAAGAGACGGGUCGUGAUUCGCAAGAGUCUGAUUUAAUAACGUUAAGGUGCUGCUGCGGAGAGGAUGACGGAGGGCAGUCGGACAGUUCGGGACUAGCUGAGGCGAAGACAAAAGUAAACCUCAUGACCAGGCCUUGGAUGGUUUCCAAAUCAGCGAUGUCCCCCUCGGUGUGGGACCACCUCCCCCCUCUCCCCGUUGUCCCCCUGUCCAUCUCACCCACUCCUCCUCCCUCCUGCAGCGGAACGACGGAGCAGCUCCAGGACUCUGAACUGUGAAAACUCCCUCACCCUCCCACACACACACACACACACACACACACACACACCCUCCCACACACACACACACACACACACCCUCCCACACACACACACACACACACACACACACCCUCCCACACACACACACACACACACACACCCUCCCACACACACACACACACACACACACACACACACACACACACACACACACACACACACACACACACCCCUCUCUCUCUCUCCCACACACACACGCACACACUCGAGCUUGCAUUCUGCCGAUGCUCGUUGGCCCGCCCUCCUCAGCUGCCGUCCCUGCUCCAGUCGUCGACCAUGAAGCGGCCCAAGCAGCAGACGGGGCCUCUGAGCUUCCUCAACUUCUUCAGCAGGAAGCCCAAAGCGGAGCCGAAGCCCGAGAGGCCGGUGGACGCCUGGCCCAGAGAGGAGGUGUCCAUCACCCUGACUCCAAGCGAGCGCCCGGAGCCGCAGGACGCUCGGGCGCUGGAAAACCGACAUCUCUGUGACUCUGAACAGGACCUCGGCCUCACGGCGGCCGAAGGAAGAGCAGGCGACGGGGGCGGAGCCGGCUCCACGGGCGCCGCCGGCCCGGGCGGGGUCGGCGGCGCCUCCACCGGCGGCUCCACCGGCCUCCUGUCGCUCUCGGCCUCCAGCCAGGAGCAGCUGCUGGACGGGCACCUGGAGGAGUGCCCGCUGUGCCUGCUGAGCCAGCCGCGCUGCCACUUCCCGCGCCUCAGCUCCUGCGCCCACCGGGCCUGCUCCGACUGCCUGCGCCAGUACCUGCGCAUCGAGAUCUCGGAGAGCCGGGUGGGCAUCGCCUGCCCGCAGUGCUCCGAGGCCCUGGCGCCGCUGGACGUGCGCUCCAUCCUGGACGACCGGGCGCUGCUGGAGCGCUUCGAGGAGUACCAGCUGAGGCGCUACCUGGCGGCGGACCCGGACACGCGCUGGUGCCCCGCCCCCGACUGCAGCUACGCCGUCAUCGCCUACGGCUGCGCCGAGUGCCCCAAGCUGAGCUGCGGCCGCGAGGGCUGCGGCACCGAGUUCUGCUACCACUGCCGCCAGCUGUGGCACCCCAACCAGACGUGCGACCAGGCGCGGCGCCAGCGGGCCCGCCACACGUCGGGCGGCGCCGACGCCUCCACCAUGUACGUCUUCAACGAGGAGCCCGGGGGAGACGCGGAGGAGAUCAAGGCGUGCCCCCGCUGCGGCGCCUACAUCAUGAAGACCAACGACGGCAGCUGCAACCGCAUGAACUGCACCGUGUGCGCCUGCCAGUUCUGCUGGCUGUGCAUGCAGGAGAUCACCGACGUGCACUACCUCAGUCCCUCAGGAUGCACGUUCUGGGGCAAAAAGCCAUGGUCGCAAACCCGCAAGGUCCUGUGGCAGGUGGGCAUGUUGCUCGGCGCGCCGGUGGUCAUCUCCCUCAUAGCGGGCAUCGCCAUCCCAGUCAUCAUCGUGGGCAUCCCCAUCUACAUGGGCCGCAAGGUUCAUGGACGGUGUAAGAAAAACAAUAUCUCAGGAAGCAAGCACUACCUGACCGUGGCCAGCGGGGUGAUGAUGUCAGUGUUUGUGUCACCGGUCAUAGCCGCCGUCACUGUGGGUGUGGGUGUUCCACUAAUGCUGACGUAUGUCUACGGAGUCGUCCCCAUGUCGCUCUGCAGGAACGGUUGGUGCCGGCCGCAGAGCGAGCCCCCCGAAACCCACAAGAUCCAACUGGAGGACCUGGCCAGCUAUCUUCUAUUCUCUCAUGUAGUCAGCGACCACUGGACGGGUCAGAACAACCCGGCGCUCAGCGACACCAGCGUGCAGGAGGUCAGAGUCAGUGUGCAGGAGGUGGGCGUCCUCCCAAGCACGAGCACCACGCCCCCAGAGCUCGAUAGCUACGAGGGACUGGAUGCAAAACGCCAUGGAUACGCCCCCGACAGCCAAUCCGACUGUGAGGGGGUUAUUGUGCCUGACAGCAAGACUGACGACACGCAGGCCCUUCCUGUGAGGGAAGGAACCAACAUCGAGGUUCGCGUGGAGAUCGAGACCCACCCCAGAGGCGGCCGCCAGUCCAGCCUCAGUAGCAUCCGGUCCAACCGAAGCCCGUCGGCGGAGUCGCUGGGACAGCCGCAGCCCCAAGACCACCCGUGUGCCUCAGAGCGGGAGGGAGGGGGCGAGCGAGGGGAGCGGGAGGGGGGAGAGCAACCAGGGGAAGGAGCGGCAUCAGCAGCAGGAACAGCCCUCCACGUCAACAGUGUCUGAGGUCACUGAACGCAGCCUUUGUGCUCGGCACGGCGAUUCGGUCAGAUCCCAUGGAAACGAACUAGUCCACGGGCUGACGGGUCAGCGGACGGACCGGGCAGCCCCUCGGACGCGGGCCCUCGCACCACGUGCCUUCUAGCUGCAGCCUCCGUGGAGAGAAUGUAGUGGAGUCGGCCGGAGCGCCUCCGUAAGCGUAUGGAAACCAGAAGUGACUGUGAGCAUGUUAGCGACUAGUUCAGUCUUUUGUAGUCUGUUCUACUCCCCCUCUUCCAUGAAGCCCCCCCCCCUCUCUCUCUCUCUCUCUAUUGCCUGGCUGCUCUUCUCCACUUCCACAUUUACUGACCUUACUUCCUCACUCCUCCUCGGCAAAUAAAGUCCCACGAGCAUGAUUGGGUUUAUGAGGGGCUAAAUAUCCGCGCUGCAAGACGCAGGGUGAUUUUUUUUUUUAUUUCAAAGAAGCCCGAUUGUAAAAUGAAGCAACACCUGGAUGCUGUUGUCGGCCGUGGAUGCUCUGCGACGCCGUGGCGGCGGUUGUUGGAACUGACUCGAGGGCUCAUGAACACCACGAGUCGUAACUAUCAGUCACCGAUUCUCAGUCUUCCGUGGAAGCAGACACACUCCACCGCAGCGUGACAGAGCUGUGCUCACAUUGGCAUCACUGCAGCCUGUCACCUUUUGAAACUAGCCGCAUGACUCUUUGUACUCCUUUCGCUGUGUGUGUCCAGGAUCACACACGUGCCGUAUGCACACAGCCAUAUGCACAGCAGGCGGCUGCAGUAGCGUGCACCGCUGAAAGCAUUAAGUAGAAACUGAAGACCCUCUCAAACGAUCACAGAGCACCAAAGCGGCGACAUCAGCAGCAGCAGCAGCAGCAGCAGCAUGCCACCUCAGGCUAAACUCUAAUAACCUGUUCUAGUUGAUUAAGUGAAACGCGACUGUACAUUCACUGCUAAAUUCAUGAGUGUGAAAUACUUGUGGGAGAUGGACUCGGAUGAGAAGUUUAAUAAAGAUUUCACCAUGAAGGACGAACACA
Molecule: messenger RNA, 3683 nt
Organism: Betta splendens (Siamese fighting fish)
Lineage: Eukaryota; Metazoa; Chordata; Actinopteri; Anabantiformes; Osphronemidae
Product: E3 ubiquitin-protein ligase RNF19A
Exons: 11
Coding region: 719-2650 (643 amino acids)
Biological process (GO): ubiquitin-dependent protein catabolic process; protein polyubiquitination; positive regulation of proteasomal ubiquitin-dependent protein catabolic process
Cellular component (GO): cytoplasm; ubiquitin ligase complex
Molecular function (GO): ubiquitin protein ligase activity; ubiquitin conjugating enzyme binding; zinc ion binding
Source: RefSeq, a predicted model, not a curated record